AUGGCGACGACAUCUUUGCCUCGUUGUGGGAGGAGGCGCCGCCCUUUGCGCGCCUGCCUGUUGAUGCGCCCAGCCGAGCUGAGGCAGCUCGUAGCCGACAUUGAGAACCCGAGGCGAGUCUACGCCGUAUACCGCGCCAGCCGACGACACAACUUCCAACUGCUGGUCGAGCGAUACGUCGCCCAAUUACGAUAUGGCUGCGACUCGGAAUCCUGCGUCACCGCGACUUGCUUCACGUGCCGCCGCCGAAUCGCCGGCAAGGCCCCUCUGCGACGUUACAACACAACCAGCGCAAGGACGUUGGCCGUCUGCCUCGCCAGCCAGGAUAAUCCGGAAAACGGUCUCUGCCCAUAUCUGAAGCCAUCAAAGGAGCCGGCAGGAGCUCUGAACUCUCUCAUAUUUGCUCCAAGGCAGUCUUCGCAGUCCUUCAGCGACCCCUUCGCGCCGAGGCAAAGUAACAUCACUCGAAAGAACUCGGAUUCGCGAAGGCCAGGUGCUGUGAGAUCUCCUCCUGCUGAACGGGCUGAAAACUCGGAUGGAUGUCAGCUGGAGAACAACUCAAGAGGCCAAAGCCACAGGAGGAGCGCGAGCGGUCGAAGGUCACGCUUCGACUCGGAGACUGGGGAGCUUCAGGAGCCUGACGUCAGAGUCAUUGAGCGGCCUAUCAGCAAGGAUCACCGAUCCUUCGCUGCCAACGUUUUUGGCACCGUCGCAUUCAAGAUGUUGGAGUGGCUUACCCCGAGCGGUUUGGCUGCGAUGGCGCAAAAGAUGGACGGCAUCGACACAGACGAUAAGGCCGAGGACUCGGAUGACGCCAAAGAUCCAGCACCACAAACAACGCCGAUAUCCAUGGAUGAACUACCGUUGUCAUCAUCGAGCGAUACACAAACAGAACAACCGAAGGCCAAUCUCGAGCCGAUUGAGGCUGAGCUGGAAGUCGCGACAGAACCUAGCAUUCCCGAAAAGCCGAAUCCGACAGCUCCAACACCCGCAGUGAACGUGGAUAAGCCGCGGCGGAAAUCGAGCGCCAGGGUGCGCGCGACCUCCAGUGCGAACCCAAAGAGGACAAUCCCAAUCGAACCCUCGCCUGCAUUCGUGGAAGGCUCUGCGCCCGGUAUCACAUCACCGCGCUUGAACGGCAGUGUCAUAGACAAGGUUCAACGACCUCCGAAAGCUGCGGCGGCCAAGACACGGGCUAUCCCUGACAUCCCUGCAACUCCUUCUUUCUUUGACAAUGUCCCGCCACGACAGAAUGAUGUUACCUUGACUGAAGAACCAAAAUCAAUGACAAGAUCAGAGGUCUGCGGCGUCGAGAUGGUCGCCGAAAAUAAGCCUGUAAAACGAAGUAGCAUAGUCCUUCCGUCCCAAACGGAGGAUAAGCCCGAUAUUUCGCCCCUCAAGCACAACGCGGCAGACUCGGGGGAAUUCGCCAUACCAGAAGGCAUACUGCCACAAUCCUUGACAACACUCAACAUCGACCUUGUAGAUCUUAUCAGCGACAUUCUUCAAGAUGACGGAACUGCCGAGUCGCAUCUUUUGGAGCCAGCGACGGUAACGCGGUCAAGCUUAGAGGUCGCAGAUCAGGUUCAAAUUCCUCGAAGACUGAAGGGAAGCUACAAGACCUACCCCAAACACUUGAAAAAGCAGUGGAAGCAAUUCAUUGAACAAAGUCUGUUCAAUAUCCUGAGUGACCCUGAGAAGCUUAUCGCAUCCUUCGUGAGAGAUGGCGAGCUUCUCGACUCUCAUUCACUCUGGUAUUGCAUGCUGCGACUGACCAGAGUGGCGCCCAGUCUGGUGUUCGACAGUCUGUGGAUAGCUUCAGCCAGCCUCUUCGGCACAUCAAGAAUUCACCAGCUGUCUCGCUCUUCACGAAGGUCUGAUGUACCUGGGCCUUCAGUCAACAACGCCCAAGCAGGCCAGCUGAUGGCUAUCUGUCUACACGCCUUGGUUGCUGCAGCGCCACUUGUCCACGACACGCGGACUCUACAAGAAAUGUCCAGGAUCAGGUCGAAUGGCUUGACUCUUGCCGGCAGUGGUGCCAUCGCGAAACAGCCCGCUUGGCUGUGCCUCCAGUACGAAGACGCCUUCUCCGACGAUCUAGUCUUGCGCCUUGCUAAGCGUCUCUUCUCCGCCAUCUCAGCCCGUCAAUACGCAACGGAGAUGACUGGUAACAAAGAAGGCGUGGCCUCUGUUCGGACCGACAAGAAUGCUCUUCAGCCUCUUCUAGCCCAGCUCGACCUACUCAGCAUCAACACGACGCCAAGCCUAGAAUUCACGGCGGCCGAGCGAGCUGUUCACGAGGCCAGGGCGUCUACGCUGCUCCUUGACUGGGCGAAGACGGUGAUGCUGAGAGAAUGGAACGGGGAGCCUGAGAUUUCGUGCAACAGCUCCUUCGGGGGAGCGGUGGCUCUUAUUGCAGCCAUGUACGAAAAACGGCACUCCCUGCUUCUAGGUGACGCGCAGUUCCGUGUCGACUAUUUUGCGGAUCGACUAGAUUCAAUCAACAUGCCGGUCGAGUGGCUUUCGCAUAAAACGACUCAGCAUAAGAAGCACAUGCUGGAUUUCCCAUUCAUCUUCAACCCAUCCACCCUUGUCUCCUACUUCCGCUCCAUCAACUUCCUUCGGAUGAGUCGUAGCUACGAAGAGUCCAGCUCGUUGCAAACUAGGAUGAAGGCAAUCGUUGCGCCUGGUGGUCUCAUCACUGACCCUCACCAUCGCGUGGUCCUGCAGGAUCUCCUCCAAACAGCGUCUGGGAAGUUCCUCGUGCUCGACAUCAGCCGCGACGGUGUGGUGCGGGAUGCAUUUGAUCAGCUGUGGCGUCGCGAAGCACGAGAGUUGAUGCGGCCUCUCAAAGUCCACCUCGGCGAGGAGGGUGGCGAAGAAGGCUUUGAUUCGGGCGGUGUUCAGCAAGAAUUCUUCAGACUCGCCAUUGCUGAGUGCCUGGAUCCUGAUUUUGGCGCAUUCACAGUGGACGAGCGCACGAGAAUGGCAUGGUUCGUGCCAGGCUCUAUCGUCCCAGUGUGGAAGUUUGAACUCCUGGGGAUACUCGUGUCUCUUGCGGUCUACAACGGUCUGACGCUGCCCAUUACAUUCCCAAAAGCCAUGUAUCGCAAACUACUCGGCGAGCCCGUCGACGAGCUGCAUCAUAUUGCCGACGGAUGGCCCGAUCUUGCGAGCGGACUGACUACUCUGCAGAGUGGGACGAGAAGGACGGGGCUGUUGAGGAUGUUCGCCGUCUGCGCAGAACCCUCGGACGCACCUCUCGUCACUAACGAGAAGCAAACGCCUACGUCAGCGACUACAUUCGCUAUCUCACUGAUGUUUCCGUCCGCCCGCAGUUUGAGGCUUUCCCUGCGCGGCUUCCGCGCCUGCCUCCAUCCCAAGUCUCUCGGCCUGCUUACGCCGCCGCUCCUCCAAUCUGUUGUUGAGGGCGUCCAAGACAUCGAUAUUGCCGAGCUGCGUCGCUACACGCGCUACGUCGGCUGGGACGCGAGCCACCGCGCUGUGCACGACUUCUGGUCGAUCGUCAAACGGUAUGACGACACUAUGAAGAGGCGGCUGCUCGAGUUCGUCACGGCCUCUGACAGGGUGCCCGUCGGCGGGAUGCGGAACCUGCAGUUCGUGGUGCAGAAGAACGGCGAGGAGGAAGGAGAGGGCGGACACUUGCCCACGGCGUACACGUGCUAUGGCACCCUGUUGCUGCCAGAGUAUGAGAGUAAGGACGUGCUGCGGCAGAGGCUGGCCAUGGCGCUGGAGAAUUCGAAGGGAUUUGGAUUUGCUUGA
Molecule: messenger RNA, 3783 nt
Organism: Verticillium alfalfae VaMs.102
Lineage: Eukaryota; Fungi; Ascomycota; Sordariomycetes; Glomerellales; Plectosphaerellaceae
Product: ubiquitin-protein ligase E3A
Exons: 3
Coding region: 1-3783 (1260 amino acids)
Biological process (GO): protein polyubiquitination
Molecular function (GO): ubiquitin protein ligase activity
Source: RefSeq, a predicted model, not a curated record